This is a messenger RNA of Nymphaea colorata (pocket water lily), 798 nucleotides long. RefSeq lists its product as uncharacterized. The transcript is spliced from 3 exons. The coding region runs from base 1 to 798 and encodes 265 amino acids. The record is from RefSeq and is a predicted model, not a curated record. NCBI's taxonomy places the organism in Eukaryota, Viridiplantae, Streptophyta, Magnoliopsida, Nymphaeales, Nymphaeaceae.
AUGCGGCUGAGACUGGCCGGCUGCAAGGUGUUCUCGCGACGCUACAUCCUGCGCCACACCGCCAUGGAGGUCUUCCACCCGCUCAGGCACCGCAGCUACUUCUUCAACCUCUUCUUCCGGGAGCCGCUGCAGGCCCUGCUCGGCGAUCUGCGUUCGGCGGAAGUGGAAGUGAUCGAGCGCAGGGCCGAUGAGUUCGCCAGGGCUGGGACCACCAACGAUCUCGCCCAGUAUCCCGUCUUCCCCUGGGUCAUCGCCAACUACAACGGCCAGAACAACUUCCGCGAACUGGACAAGGAGUUUUGCAGGCAAUCCCAAAACAUGCGGGAGCUGAGCUUGCCAACCGGCAAGCUGAACCCGGAGAAAUUCAACAAGCUGAAGGCGAGACUCAAGGAGGUGGAUGCGAGCGACAGAGAAAUCCGCUUCUUGUAUGGAACCAUAUACUCCAAUCCAACUUUCCUACGCAACAGGAACCGCAUCGACCUCGGGCGCAAGCAGAAGGGCGAGGACGUGGACGCAGUCGUGCUUCCGGUGUGGGCUCGCACGCCUGAGGAAUUCAUCUUCAAGAUGCGUGAAGUCUUGGAGUCGAACUUCGUAAGCGAGCAGCUGCACCAGUGGAUCGACCUCAUCUUCGGCUACAAGUCACCCAUCGACGUGGCCGAGGAGCACGACAACCUCUACCACUACCAAUGCUACGAGCACGACCUCUUCCAGGACUACGAGACUGAAAACGAAAUGAGGAUCGCACAGAUUGCCAUCAGCGAGUUUGGACAGGUGGCUGAGCAACUGUUCACCCAUUAA